Messenger RNA from Lasiodiplodia theobromae, 321 nucleotides. RefSeq lists its product as uncharacterized. Lineage: Eukaryota; Fungi; Ascomycota; Dothideomycetes; Botryosphaeriales; Botryosphaeriaceae. The record is from RefSeq and is a predicted model, not a curated record. Bases 1 to 321 code for a protein of 106 amino acids. The transcript has 2 exons.
AUGCCCUUGGGCUUAGGCGAGCAGCCCGCCGUCACGCCCGGCUCUCCUGACAUCCUAUGCAUCGCUAUCCGGAACCUGUCAAUGUACCUGCGCGACCUCAGGCUCGAAGACCUCCGCGUGUCCCCCGAACUGUUCUGGCCAACAGUUGAACAACAGCGGCAGCAGCCUUUAUGGCCGCACUUGGAGACUCUCUAUCUGAACUUCGAGCCGGUGGAUAGCUACGGCCGCUUCUACGCCGACCCCAUCCCCGAAGAACUCGCCUACAACGCCACUCAAAACACGCCGGUCGAAUCCAUCAAGCGCGCCCUGCCGCGGCGCUAG